This is a messenger RNA of Colletotrichum higginsianum IMI 349063, 678 nucleotides long. RefSeq lists its product as uncharacterized. The record is from RefSeq and is a predicted model, not a curated record. Bases 1 to 678 code for a protein of 225 amino acids. The transcript has a single exon. NCBI's taxonomy places the organism in Eukaryota, Fungi, Ascomycota, Sordariomycetes, Glomerellales, Glomerellaceae.
AUGCAGUACACGUUCCACCUUGGCUCGAAGCAGUUCACGGCGUUUGGCCAGUCCGUUUUCCUCCCGCCCGAUCUCCACUACACCAAAGUCCUAAAGCUGUCUCAAGACACAGACUGGACACUACUGCCUAAGCGGAUCGUGAUCAAGAAGGAGGAUUGCAAGUACAGCCACCUCUUUGACAACGAAAUACGCGUUUACGAGCAUCUUGAAGACCUCCAAGGGUCUGUGAUACCGAUCAUGUAUGGCCUCGGGACCAUCGACGGCGAUCGGGCUUUGGUAAUGUCGGACAUCGGAGGCACGGCGUUGGUCGAAGAAGAAACGCCGCGGAUGGAGAACUCCCAGCUCGAAGCAAAGCUCCUUCCAGUACUCCGCCAGAUUCGCAGCCGGGGCGUGCGUCUUCAGGACCUCUCGUUGCUCAACGUGCAUCUGUGCGAGGGUGAAAUCAGGAUCGUCGAUUUCGAAGCAGCUGAAAUCUUGGUGGGUGACCAGGACGACGAGGAGAGUGACGUGGCAGGUCAGGUACAAGACCUCGUCGAUUUCUAUGAACGACGUCGAAAGGGCCUGGAGGCAAUAGCCAAACCGCAUAAUAGGAGGAAACGCCGCAGUAGACGCCCCCGAACACAUGGACGUUUGGACGGAGCCGUCAAGCCCAGCUCCGCCGCAGCUGUAACGAAGUGA